Gavia stellata (red-throated loon) is the source of this 1830-nucleotide messenger RNA. It is a transcript of the gene MMP16, whose product is annotated as matrix metallopeptidase 16. Gene Ontology annotation, molecular function: metalloendopeptidase activity; zinc ion binding. The transcript has 10 exons. The coding region runs from base 1 to 1830 and encodes 609 amino acids. Lineage: Eukaryota; Metazoa; Chordata; Aves; Gaviiformes; Gaviidae. Gene Ontology annotation, cellular component: extracellular matrix. Gene Ontology annotation, biological process: skeletal system development; collagen catabolic process; proteolysis. The record is from RefSeq and is a predicted model, not a curated record.
AUGAUCGUACUCGCAUUCAGCACUGGAAGCCGGUUGGAUUUCGUGUCUCAGUCCAGGGUGUUUUUCUUGCAAACCUUCCUUUGGAUUUUAUGUGCUACAGUGUGCAAAGCGGAGCAGUAUUUCAAUGUGGAGGUAUGGUUACAAAAGUAUGGCUACCUUCCACCAACUGACCCCCGAAUGUCGGUGUUGCGCUCUGCAGAAACCAUGCAAUCAGCUAUAGCUGCCAUGCAGCAGUUCUAUGGCAUUAAUAUGACAGGAAAAGUGGACAGGAACACAAUUGACUGGAUGAAGAAGCCUCGGUGUGGUGUGCCUGACCAAACAAGAGGUAGCUCCAAAUUUAACAUUCGUCGGAAACGCUACGCGUUAACAGGACAGAAAUGGCAACACAAACAUAUCACUUACAGCAUAAAGAACGUCACUCCAAAAGUAGGGGAUGCUGAAACUCGUAAAGCCAUUCGCCGUGCCUUCGAUGUGUGGCAGAAUGUAACUCCUCUAACAUUUGAAGAAGUUCCUUAUAUUGAAUUAGAAAAUGGCAAGAGGGACGUGGAUAUUACAAUCAUUUUUGCAUCAGGUUUUCAUGGAGACAGUUCUCCCUUUGAUGGGGAAGGAGGAUUUUUGGCUCAUGCAUAUUUCCCUGGGCCAGGAAUUGGGGGAGACACUCAUUUUGACUCAGAUGAGCCAUGGACUUUGGGAAAUCCCAAUCAUGAUGGAAAUGAUUUGUUUCUAGUUGCAGUGCAUGAACUGGGACAUGCUCUGGGCUUGGAGCACUCUAAUGAUCCCACUGCAAUCAUGGCUCCAUUUUACCAGUAUAUGGAAACUGACAACUUCAAACUACCUAAUGAUGAUUUACAGGGCAUCCAGAAGAUAUACGGUCCACCUGACAGGAUCCCACCACCAACAAGACCUCUGCCAACAGUGCCCCCACAUCGUUCAAUCCCUCCAGCAGACCCGCGGAAGAAUGACAGGCAACCUAAACCUCCCCGGCCACCCACUGGUGACAAACCUUCCUAUCCUGGAGCCAAGCCUAACAUCUGUGAUGGGAACUUCAACACUCUAGCUAUUCUUCGCCGGGAAAUGUUUGUUUUCAAGGAUCAGUGGUUUUGGCGAGUCAGAAACAACAGGGUGAUGGAUGGAUACCCCAUGCAGAUUACCUACUUCUGGAGGGGACUGCCUCCCAGCAUUGAUGCAGUUUAUGAAAACAGUGAGGGGAAUUUUGUCUUCUUUAAAGGUAACAAGUUUUGGGUUUUCAAGGACACUACUCUCCAGCCAGGUUAUCCUCAUGAUUUGAUAACACUUGGAAGCGGAAUUCCUUCCCAUGGCAUUGAUUCAGCAAUUUGGUGGGAAGAUGUUGGGAAAACCUACUUCUUCAAAGGAGAUAGGUACUGGAGGUACAGUGAAGAAAUGAGAUCCAUGGACCCUGGUUAUCCCAAACCAAUCACAAUUUGGAAAGGUAUCCCCGAAUCUCCUCAGGGAGCCUUUGUCCACAAAGAAAAUGGCUUCACAUAUUUCUACAAAGGAAAAGAGUACUGGAAAUUCAAUAACCAGAUGCUCAGGGUGGAACCUGGCUAUCCCAGAUCCAUCCUCAAGGAUUUUAUGGGUUGUGAUGGACCAACAGACCGAGAUAAAGACCGACACAGCCCUCAAGAUGACGUUGAUAUUGUCAUCAAACUGGACAACACAGCCAGCACUGUGAAAGCCAUAGCCAUCGUCAUUCCCUGCAUCCUGGCCUUGUGCCUCCUUGUCUUGGUUUACACUGUGUUCCAGUUCAAAAGGAAAGGAACACCCCGCCACAUACUGUACUGCAAACGCUCUAUGCAAGAGUGGGUGUGA